Messenger RNA from Paramormyrops kingsleyae, 3750 nucleotides. RefSeq names its product nuclear factor I/C. Lineage: Eukaryota; Metazoa; Chordata; Actinopteri; Osteoglossiformes; Mormyridae. Gene Ontology annotation, cellular component: nucleus. Gene Ontology annotation, biological process: regulation of transcription by RNA polymerase II. Gene Ontology annotation, molecular function: RNA polymerase II cis-regulatory region sequence-specific DNA binding; DNA-binding transcription factor activity, RNA polymerase II-specific. The record is from RefSeq and is a predicted model, not a curated record.
AAUGCUAAAUCUUAGGUAUUCUAUAAGUCGUGUGGAACUUUCACACACAACUGAUAAAUCGCAUAGAACUAUUCUUUUUAAUUUAAAUAAAUCAGAAAUCCGCAUUGUCUUUAUAAGGCAUACAACGCAUUUUAAGAAGGUGAAUUUAAUACGUUUGAUUCAAUCUUUGUUGAUUUUGGCUUUGUUUACAGUACAGCUCUUGGUCACACAAAAAAACACUUUCCCCUUUAAAACUGAGAUACCUAAGUGGCCAUUUCAUUACAUUUUACACUCAAUUUCAUGUCCCUCUCAAAGUAUUUGUAUUUAUUUUGGCUUCCAUUGAUUUGUAGGACUUGUACAGCAACAUAUACACUUGCAAAUGUCAAGGACAUAAUGAUGUUUACUCAAUAUGUGAUAAAGCAAAUGCUAUGAAAAUUGGUCAGAUAUAUAUGUUUCCUGUGACAUGCAAAUAUGCUGCCCACAACAGCAGUGAUAUAUGACUGUAAAUUAUACUAAUAAAAUAUUAAACUUACAUAUUGCAGUGUCUAAAUAAUUUAUAAAUAGUAUGUAAGCAGGUGUAAGGGGUCAUAUAAAUUAUGGUUUGGAACAGUCUGUCCGACUUGUGUACGUAAUAAAAUAUUGAAAUAAGUAUUACUCAUGGUAUUGCUCAUUUAAAGACAUUUUACGCACUUCUUUUGAAAAUGCAUGGUCUUAUUCGGCUGUCUUCUCAUUUCUUAAAUAUUGAUCACUUCUGGCUAUUAUACUCCGUUUUUAAAUUGCCGGCCAAUUAAACUUGCUGUACAGAAUAAUAAGAGCAAUUUUUAAGCCAGCAAGUGCUGUACGCGCGGUUAAAAACACGGAACGCGGACCAGUGGAAGGGCUCUGGCGGAGAAAAAGACCCCAGUAUUUAAAAACGAAAAGGAGGCAGCACUAGCCCAUGGCAUUAACACUCUUCGGGAAGCAAGCUUAAAAAGAAUGUAUGUGUUAAUAUAACCUUGAGGCAUAUGCAUGUUGAAAAGCAUUAAGUACCCAACCAAAUAUAAUACAAGCAAGUAAACUGACAGAAUAUUUGGGGCUUGUUUUUAUCCGGUUGAGUUUACUAUUUCUGCCCCUUUCUCUGUCAAUAGGAUGUUUUUAAGUGUUUUUUUUUUAAUCUCUUCUCCCCCCUUUUAUAAACUACGCCAUCAAGUGCAAUACUAAUAUAUUACCAGCAACACCCCCCCACUCCGUGCGUCUCAUCUAUUCCUUCUCCCAGGCGACAGUAAGAUCUCAUAAGGAGCCUCUGUUCGGGCCGCCUGAAUGGACUUUGAGGAGGAAAAAAAACGGACGAUCCGCUGAUACCAUCAAACAAACCAAUAUAUCUGGACAAUGUUGCUGCAUGUAUGAGACCGAGGACACGUUACUGCAGUUUUAAGACAGAGCACCAACAGCACGAUACUGCAAGACACUAUCAAGCAAUAUACAGCUAGCGGGCAGCUAGGCAGGCUGCGAUCCUGCCACAAAUUGUACAAGCUGUAUAAUAUUAUUGUAAGAUCUCUAUUUUGUCCUCUUGUACCUUGUAAGGGGGGUUUCUGAACGGACUGCGGUAGACUUCGUGCCGGACGUUUCUGUUUUAUCUGCACGGGUUGUUUCUCCCCUCCGAAGAUCACGGAUUACUUCUUUGCGAAGAGAUAUGGAUGUAUAAUAAUAAAAACAACAACAUCGAGGAGAUGACAAGGCGCUGAACUGUCGUGCUGCUAAAGCCUAUUAGCUCCAACUUUUAGGGGGGUUGGCAGUUUCGCUUGGCAAUGAACUGGGAGAGAGUGCAUGUUUACUCCUGUGAGCCACGCGCAUUAAAUGGGGAUGAGUUCCAUCCGUUCAUUGAGGCCCUCCUGCCGUAUGUGCGCGCCUUCGCCUACACCUGGUUCAACCUGCAGGCGCGCAAGCGCAAGUACUUCAAGAAGCACGAGAAGCGGAUGACCAAGGACGAGGAGCGCGCGGUCAAGGACGAGCUGCUGGGCGAGAAGGCCGAGGUCAAGCAGAAGUGGGCGUCCCGGCUGCUGGCCAAACUGCGCAAGGACAUUCGGCCCGAGUGCCGCGAGGACUUCGUGCUGACCAUCACGGGCAAGAAGCCGGCCUCCUGCGUGCUCUCCAACCCCGACCAGAAGGGCAAGAUGCGGCGGAUCGACUGCCUGCGGCAGGCCGACAAGGUGUGGCGGCUGGACCUGGUGAUGGUGAUCCUCUUCAAGGGCAUCCCUCUGGAGAGCACGGACGGCGAGCGGCUGGUGAAAGGCGGCCAGUGCACCAACCCCGUGCUCUGCGUCCAGCCUCACCACAUCGGCGUCUCCGUCAAGGAGCUCGACCUCUAUCUGGCCUACUUCGUCCGGGAAAGAGAGUCGGAGCAGAGCAGCAGCCCACAGACGGCAAUCGGCUCCGACCAGGAGGACAGUAGAGCAGCCACCACAGAUUCGCCGGAUUUUAAGGAAAGCUUUGUGACGUCGGGAGUUUUCAGUGUGACGGAGCUGGUGCAAGUCUCCAGAACCCCCGUCGUGACGGGAGCAGGACCCAGCUUCUCCCUCGGGGAGCUGCAGGGGCACCUGGCCUAUGACCUGAACCCCUCCGCCAUCGGCCUGAGGAGGACACUGCCCAGCACCUCCUCCAGCGGGAGCAAGAGACCCAAGUCUGGCUCCAUGGAGGACGACAUCGAUACCAGUCCUGGGGGAGAAUACUACCCAUCACCCACUUCUCCUGCCAGCGGGUCCCGCAACUGGCAGGAGGAGAUGGAAGGCGGGAUCUCUCCUACGGUGAAGAAGACGGAGAUGGACAGCCCGUCCCCCCAGGAAGACUCUCCGCGCCUGAGCAGCUUCACGCAGCACCACCGGCCUGUCAUUGCGGUGCACAGUGGUCUUUCCCGGAGUCCACACCCCUCCUCUUCUUUGCACUUUCCUACCACCUCCAUUCUGCCCCAGUCGACCUACUUCCAACACACGGCCAUCCGGUACCCGCCGCACCUCAGCUCCCAGGACCCCCUGAAGGACCUGGUCUCGCUGGCCUGUGACCCCUCCAGCCAGGCACCCGGCCCGCUCAACGGCAGCGGGCAGGUGAAGGUGCCUAGCCACUACGCCAUCUCCUCUCAGAUGCUGGCCCCCCCGCCCCCGCCCCCGCCCAGCAUGCCCCGCCUCACACUGCCGGCCGACUCCAAGUCCAGCACCACCACAGAGGGAGAGGCCAGCUCUCCCACGUCACCCACAUACUCUGCCCCUGGGACGCCCCCAACCAGCCGGUCUUUUGUAGGUAUCGGACCUCGGGACCACAGCGGACUCUACCAGGCACAGUCCUGGUAUCUGGGGAAUUGAACAACACGAGGAUUCUGCUUAGGGGCAAUGGACACGCACACACACGCAUUUGUGAAUCUUUUUUUGUGGAAUUAGGAAAAAAUGUAAAGGAGAUUUCAGAGGGAAAAACCCUAGUACACCAUAAAGUGUGUAUAUAUAUAUGGGUGUAUAUAUAUAAAUAUAUGUAUGCAAAUAUGUUUAUAUAUAUAUAUCAGUAUAAAAAAAUGAUAAAAUGCUUAAACUUUCAACUCGCCUUGGAAUGAAGAGAGAGGAAGGAAAGGUACGGACAGAGAAAAGAGGAGGCACUGUCUCGGGUGGCCGAGAUGGAGGGGCAGAAACACUACCCCAUUCUUCACCUUGCCCCCCUCCCUGAACAUCUAGCCUGGACACCCCUCCCCCCCCCGCUACAGGUGCUGCUUCCUCAUAUAUGCAAAAUAAAUAUCCUUUAUUUUCUUAA